CAGCUCUCCGCGUGAGUUCCACGCCAGGCAGACGCGGUCACGUGAAAUCAGCCGUGCAUGAAUCCAAGCCCAAUCUCCUCCUGUGAUCUAGCCAAGAUAAUUCGAAUAGGAAUUUGGAUCCCUUCUCACUCCAAGUGGAUGCUAUGCGAUGCCAGCCAUCUGCUCUUGUCUUCGAUCGCCUGAGGAUAAGGCUUUCCCCAGAUGACAUGCCACGGACAGAUCGCCCUGUCUCCAGUCCAUGCUACCAAGUCGUGUGUCCUGUCAUCGCCUUAUCUCACAUCCGCCCUGCCUAAAUCCCAUAAAAAGAUGCGCGGCGACCCACUCGGUGCCACCACCAAGAUGCACUUCAGGUGUGCGUGGACAAGAGACCUGCAUAGCCUCAGGUGACGAGAGUUUCUGCUUGGUUUUCUGCCGCGCGUGCUGUGCACGGAGUCCCGACGCCUUCGAGUGCCAGCCCAAGACGCAGUGUGUGGACGAUUGUCAAGGACUGUAGCGUCCUAGUAUCUAACAAGUAUC
Mycena citricolor is the source of this 516-nucleotide messenger RNA. The record is from the annotation of a GenBank genome assembly. Lineage: Eukaryota; Fungi; Basidiomycota; Agaricomycetes; Agaricales; Mycenaceae.